This is a messenger RNA of Carica papaya (papaya), 1546 nucleotides long. RefSeq names its product serine/threonine phosphatase 7 (gene PP7). The record is from RefSeq and is a predicted model, not a curated record. Lineage: Eukaryota; Viridiplantae; Streptophyta; Magnoliopsida; Brassicales; Caricaceae. Gene Ontology annotation, molecular function: hydrolase activity.
UUAUUAUUUUUUGUAAAGUAAAAACUGAGAGGAAGAGAGACGGAGUGUCAUCUGACUAGUCUCCCAAAUCAAUGUCAGAGUCAGAAUCUACGACAGCUCUUCCAAAUUCCACCGCCGAAAAUCCCCAAACUACAGAAGAAUCAGUCGAUGGCGAGCAGAUCCCCAUCCCUGUAUCAUGGCCUUCUGACGGGAAGCUGAGUCUGGAAUGGAUCCACGACCUGAUGUCCACUCUGGACUGGUCUUCCCGAAACUUGGCCCCGACAAGAUUCCCUUCAGUCUUCCCCAUUCAAGUCUUCGACUCUCUCGUCCUCACCGCGUCAAAGAUCCUCCACAAGGAGCCCAACUGCGUCAAAAUCGACGCUCUUGCUCCUGAAUCCACCGUCGUCGUUGUCGGGGACCUACACGGUCAGUUGCAUGACCUACUUUACCUCCUCAAAAAUGCCGGUUUCCCUUCUGACGAUCGCUUUUUCGUCUUCAAUGGCGAUUAUGUUGACAGAGGAGCUUGGGGUCUUGAGACCUUUCUGCUUUUGUUGGCUUGGAAGGUUUUCUUGCCGCAUAGAGUAUAUCUUCUCCGUGGAAAUCAUGAAUCCAAGUAUUGUACCUCUGUUUAUGGUUUUGAGAGGGAAGUUCUCAUGAAAUACAGUGACAAAGGAAAACAUGCCUAUCGGAAAUGUUUGGGAUGCUUUGAAGGGCUUCCUUUGGCGUCUAUAAUAGCUGGACAUGUAUAUACUGCUCAUGGAGGACUUUUUCGUAGCAUUACCCUCACCCCUUCAAAAAGAUCGAAAGGAAAGAAGGGUCGAAAGAUAAAUGUCAAUCCUGAAACGGCCUCAUUGUCUCUUGGUUCUUUGGAGGAGUUAUCUAAAGCUCGAAGGUCAGUCCUCAAUCCCCCAUGGGAAGGUUUAAAUUUGAUUCCUGGUGAUGUUCUAUGGUCUGAUCCAUCAAUGAAACCUGGUCUUUCACCAAACACAGAGAGAGGAAUUGGUCUAUUAUGGGGCCCUGAUUGCACUGAGGACUUCUUGAAGAAGUUCAAACUUAAGUUAAUUAUCAGAUCACAUGAGGGUCCUGAUGCAAGAGAGAAAAGGCCUGGUCUUGGAGGAAUGGAUGAAGGCUACACCAUAGAUCAUGAUGUAGAAUCGGGGAAGCUCAUUACCCUAUUUAGUGCUCCAGACUACCCACAAUUUCAGGCAUCAGAGGAGAGGUACAGAAACAAAGGGGCUUACAUCGUAUUACAUUCUCCAGAUUUUGAUAAUCCGGUAUUCCAUUCUUUUGAAGCUGUUAUGCCGAGACCAAAGGUGAAUGCAUACUAUGACUUUGAAAAUGUGAUAGAUUCCGAUGAAGAGCUGGACUUGGCAUCAAUGGCAACUGCUCCAUGAAAGUGGAAUAUUCACGAAGCAUGUAUUAUCGACCGUUUACUGCUGUACAUUCAUUGCUUUUAAUGUUAUUUUUUGUGUGGGAAUUAAUGGGAGGCAGUUCCUCCUACAUGUAGGGAAUAACAUAUUAAGGCUUCAUACUGGUCAGAGUCACAGAAGAUGAUCAUUCUUGUUUA